CACACACACCUGCUGACAGGACAGACGCCUAUAAACUUGUCCGGUCUUUUCUUCGUGAUGUGCAUGAAGCCAACCUUCUUUAUUGUUUGUCUCAAUCUUUAUAGGCAACAAUCUUCAACCUGUGGAGCAAACUUUGCCCCCCGUUUUGUGAUGAAGAGGAUGGAGGUUUGUGAGGAUGAGCUGAUCCUCUGACACCAUGAUGAACCCAGCUUCUGCCGACUCGUCUCGGCAGUCAGACAACAGCGGCAGCCGCAAGCAGCAGCAGAGAUCCUCGUCCCCGGCGGGGCUCAAAGAAACAGGAGCUAAAGCUGCGCAGAAAGGCGGCAGUUCGGGUAAAACUAAAGCAUCAGGAGGAGGAGGAGGAGGAGGAGGAGGGAGAAGCAGCCGAGGUCAUUCUCCUGUCUCCACAGGCAGGGAGCGGCAGGUCGGCAGAGGCGCGGCUGCUGUCCAGCCUGCCGGUGCUGAAAGCCCGCCGCCGAGCAGGCCUGUGGAGGACUCCCCCCGCCUCGCCGCCGACGCCUCCUCCUCGCCCUCCAGAGCGGAUCCGAGCCGCGUCGUCUCCGACCAGCCGUGCGCGUCCAAGUCCCCGAAGCUGAGGAGCAAAAAACCGAGAAGGGAGGAGGAGAAUCAUCAUCAGCAGCAGCAGCAGCAGCAUCAGGCCGCCGCGAGCAAAAAGAGCUCCAGGAGCACGGUGGGCUGCGGGCCCGGCUUCUGGAAGGAGGGAUGCCUGCAGACGGAACUCAUCCAGUUCCACCUGAAUAAGAGCUUGGGGAAGAAAGGGUCCAAGAUGCAGGCCAAGUCCGCGUCGCCUCCGGCGUCCGAGCCGGAGCUGUCCCCGGAGCCCGACAGUCCCCAGCGGGCACCGCACCCGGACCCCCGGCUGCAGGACGAGCUCGAGAGGCUGGAGGACGAAAACGAUGACCUGAAGACUGAAAUUCAGGAGAUGCGGGCAGAGAUGGAUGAGAUGCGAGACACCUUCUAUGAAGAGGACGCCUGCCAGCUUCAGGACAUGCGCAGAGAGCUGGAGAGAGCCAACAAGAACUGUCGGAUCCUCCAGUACCGGCUGCGGAAAGCCGAGAGGAAAAGGCUCAGGUUCACUGAGAGUGGCCAGGUGGACGGAGAGCUCCUGAGAAGUCUGGAGCAGGACCUGAAGGUGGCCAAGGACGUGUCGGUGCGCUUGCACCAUGAGCUGGAGAGUGUGGAGGAGAAGAGGACAAAGACUGAGGAGGAGAAUGAGAAGCUGAGGCAGCAGCUGAUAGAGGUGGAGGUCACCAAACAGGCCCUGCAGAAUGAACUCGACAGAGCAAAGGAGCUCUCACUGAAAAGAAAAGGCAAUAAAGACGGGCAGAAAACAGAGAAAAAGAUCCCACAAACCCCAGUCGAGGAAGAAAACGAGGAUCUGAAAUGCCAGCUGGCCUUCAUCAAGGAGGAAGCCGUCCUAAUGAGGAAGAAGAUGGCAAAGAUCGACAAAGACAAAGACCGGCUGGAGCAGGAGCUGCAGAAGUACCGAUCCUUCUACGGGGACGUGGACAGUCCACUGCCUAAAGGUGAGGCUGGAGGGCCUCCCACCACCCGUGAGUCUGAGCUGAAGCUCCGUUUGCGUCUGGUGGAGGAGGAGGCCAACAUCUUGGGGAGGAAGAUUGUGGAGCUGGAGGUGGAGAACAGAGGCUUGAAGGCUGAGCUGGAUGACAUGAGGGAGGACAGCCUGGCAGCAGCAGGAGUGGAUGGCUCCGGCAGUGAGGGUCAGCAGAGCAGGGAGCAGGGGGAGGCCCUGUCUGAACUCAGGCAGCAGCUUCAGCUGGUGGAAGACGAAGCCGAACUGCUGCGCAGAAAUUUAGCAGACGUAGAAGAAGAAAACAAAAAGGUGACAACGGAGCUCAAUAAACUCAAGUACAAGGCUGGGUCCCAUGAAGCUGGAUCAAGACAUGGAGGAGGAGGAAGCGACCCCGCCAAGGUGGAGGCCCUGCAGGAGGAGCUGAAGGCGGCUCGCCUGCAGAUCAACGAACUGAGCGGCAAAGUCAUGCAGCUGCAGUACGAGAACCGCGUGCUGCUCUCCAACAUGCAGCGCUACGACCUGGCCUCCCACCUGGGCAUCCGCGGCAGCCCCCGGGACAGCGACGCCGAGAGCGACGGAGGCCGGGACGACGACACGCCCUCGGCCUCGGCCGCCUCCCCGCGCCUCCUCCCGCCCCACCGCAAGCGCGAGGGCCCCGUCGGAGGCGAGAGCGACUCGGACGAGGUGAGGAACAUCCGCUGCCUCACCCCGACCCGCUCCCUCUACUCGCCCGUCGACAGUCGUUUUUUAUCGCGGAGCCUGAGGGACCGGCAGCAGAUGAUAGACAUCCGCAUCGAGGCGGAGAGGCUGGGCCGGACCAUCGACAGGCUCAUCGCUGACACCAGCACUAUCAUCGCAGAGGCUCGGGUCUACGUCACCAACGGGGAGCUGUUCGCUCGGCUGGACGAGGACGAAGAAGGUGGCAGGAUCAGAGAGCACGAGCUGCUGUAUCGUAUCAACGCUCAGAUGAAAGCCUUCAGGAAGGAGCUGCAGAGUUUUAUAGAUCGACUGGACGUCCCCAAGCAGGACGAUAAACAGGCGGAGGAGCCACUGUCUGGUGGGGAGAACCGGAGGAUUCUGCUGGACCUGAAAACGGUUUUGGAGGAGGUGCAGGGCGAGGUGAAGAGAGAGGAGGAGAAGAGGAGCGAGCUCCAGCUGCAGUACACCAGAGACAGAUGUGCCUGGGAGCUGGAGAAGGCCGAGCUCAAGUGCAGGAUAGCUCAGUUGGAGGCCAGAGAAGCAACGGGGUUUGCGAGUGGAGGAGCACAGUCGGCGGCAGGUUUCGGACCCGCUGCUUCGCGCAGUCCCCGGGAAUCGAAGAGCGAGACCCCGACGCUCCGCAGGGAGAGGGAAGAGCAGCGGAGGAUCCUGGCUGACACACAGUCAGCAGCCAUGGACCUGCGCUGCCGCUUGGAGCACAGCGAGAGGGACUGGUUGAGGGAGAAAGCCGAGCUGCUGGAAAGGUUUGAUGUGGAGAGGAGAGAGUGGGAGAACCAGCUGAAGGACAUGCAGAGGAAAAUAGAGGAGCUGUGCUGUGAGGUGAGAUCCAGUCGACGAGGACCCGGGUUGGACAGCAGGAAGCAGGACGAUAAUGCAGUGAACAGACUAAGUAUACGUUCCACCAGCACAGGCUCCAGUCUGCUCAGUGACCACUCUCGCUCGGAGCUACUCAGCAGCAGCACUCAGUCAGAUCCCAGCAGAAACCCACCGUCACCGGGGUCCGGCCACAGCAGAAACAUCACUCAGCCCUCCACCUGCUCCCAAGCAGACAGUCCUUGUGGGUUCAGUGUUGGUGGUCAGUUCGGUCACGGUGACCGCCUACAACCCGAGCUCCUGGAUGGAUUUAGAUCCAGGGAAACUUGGCAGCAAGACUCAGAUGCUAAUAAUAAGAAGGGAAUGGAUACAACAGAGCUGGAGGCCUUUUAUUGCGGCGUAACACAGGAAUACUCUUCUAAAGGGAGUGAAAAAGGUGUUCCUGUUGGUCCUCCAGAAAGUGCUUUUUGGAAACAAUUGAGUUACGGCAGCGACAAGAAGAAGAACACGACUGCUCUCAAUGCUGCUUUAAAGGAAAUCGCCCGUGUCAGUGAGGAGUUGUGUAGCUACCAAGAUGAGAUCAGAAAGAAAAAUGGAAAUAAAAGGAAUCAGUGUGAGUCCCUGUGCCCACCUGAGGAAGGGGAGAAACUCUGCCUGCAGCUCGAUGAACCUCCUUGUGACCUCAGUCAGAUGUACGAUGACUUCCGAGCCUUGGAGAGAGAAAACUGGAUCAGCUUGUCUCCAGGUAACAUCUGGCAGACCAACAGAGGGCCGAGUGAUUCCUGGACAUCAAUCCCUGCUGAUCUGGCUAGCUACGGAGGCCCCGAGACGGGCCAGACAGAAACUGAUACAUCAGCACCUCCCAUCCCUCCUCGCACCUCCUCGUGGAAUCUGAGCACUCCUAACUUGGAUACUGAUCUCCACAUCCCAGAAUCUCCCGUGGCUACCCUGAGGAAGUGCCACAGCCCCUGUGUUCUGGUGGACAGAAAGUGCAGCAGUCCGUCUAUUGUCAGGAAAUUUGAGGCUAUGCUGCAGGAAAACGAGGGGAAGAUUUUCAAAGACGGCGUGUUAGCGUCGUGCUCUGUGCCCGCUAACGCCAACUGUAAUGUGGGUUGCUGCCACAAUCGCUGGUCUUGUGAUGCUAGCAAGUUCGCUCACGACAAGUUAUCUGAAACUGUCCAGAAAAGCUUCUCUGAAGUCAACAUCGUGACUGCUUGGAAAGACCUGCAACCAGAUUACAGUUCUGGUGAUGUUGGAAAGCUGCAAACUUCUCCCGAUGUUGACGGAGAACCUGCUUACAUCUUCUUGUCUUCUCUGGAACAAACACCUGUCAGCUCCAGCCUCCAGGGCUCCAGGAGAAACUUAAUGCUGGAACGAAAAACAGCUGAGUUCAACAGAACUUUGUUUCAAGCUGAGAUGGGUCAUGGAGUAGACGCACAAGGCAGCUCGAGUGUAACAGAUACCUGCUCUGGUGCUCCCCAGCCAACCCUUACGUCACAUGAUGUUUUACCUCCAAAAGAGAUUGCAUUUCAACCCAUUUGCCCUGACGUCCCCACGAGCAUCAUGGACUCACAUCCUGAAGAAUCAUCAUCUCGCUCCAUCUCAAAUUACACUUUACAGAACCACGAAGAGUUGCCACUACAAAUGAGGUAUGCUACUGAAGUCCAAGAGGUCAGAACAAAGCCAGAAACCCCUCUUGUCCUCCCGCCUGAGCAGCCACAGGCAGAACUCAGGGAGGCAACAAUAUCCUCUCUGAGUCCUUUACUCCACGCUGAGGUCAAACCCAAAGUUCCAACAGCCAGGAGUCCUUCCAGGAAAUUACAACAGAGAGCAGCCACAGAGCCGAUUUUUUCAGAGUCUUCCUUGCCUGUGAAGACCCAGCCAGGCCAGCCUAUGGAUAACACCAACUCUAAGACCGACAGUCCCUUUGAAUCAAAGCCUCAGCCAGCUGCAGCUGGUGGCUCACACCAGCAGCCGUCCGAGAAUAAAAAGAGUCAGCCGAGACACAAAUCUGGUUCCCCUCACCAGCCGGACUCCUCCAAACCUGCGCUUCGAAUGAUGAACGACCAUCCCUGGAAGCCUCUGACGCUCGCUGCGUACCCGCGACCCGAGGGGUCCAGGUCGAACUACGGCGCCGUGGAAAGGAUUCUGAAGAACUACGAGAGCGCGGCUCGGGCCCAGCAGAACGAGAUAACGUCGAGCUCUAAGGCCAGCUGUGGACAGGAGGACAGCACCACAGAGGUGGACCUGCUGGACAUAAACGCUGCGUCUUUAACCCCCUCUCCAAAACGCACGCAGACGUCCCACAGUCCAGAGGCACACAUCAGCGGUCACAGUGCCUCGGUGGAGGAGGUUCAGCUCAUAACGCAGGACGACGAAGAGCUGCGCGUCUCUUCUUCCUCCCUCCAGAAGAACUUCUCGAGGCCCGCCCGUCCGGCCAACCGUCGCCUCCCCUCUCGAUGGGCCAGCCGCUCCCCCACCUCGUCCUCCUCCUCCUCCUCUCCGCGUACCACUCCCAUCGUACCCGCGUCCUUUCCCCUCCACAAACACUCCUCCUCUUCUUUCACGUACUCGCACAGCUUUCACAUUGAGACUGUCAUCAUUUAAACUUCGUGGCGUUUUUUUUUUUCACCCAACCGGAAGCCUUCGGUGAUAAACUCUGAAUUGUGUUGCCGCAUUUUUUUUUUUUAUUGUACAUACCAAAUCCAGAUUA
This is a messenger RNA of Austrofundulus limnaeus, 5801 nucleotides long. RefSeq lists its product as uncharacterized. The coding region runs from base 197 to 5695 and encodes 1832 amino acids. The record is from RefSeq and is a predicted model, not a curated record. Lineage: Eukaryota; Metazoa; Chordata; Actinopteri; Cyprinodontiformes; Rivulidae. Gene Ontology annotation, biological process: regulation of autophagy. The transcript has 15 exons.